Molecule: messenger RNA, 1026 nt
Organism: Guillardia theta CCMP2712
Lineage: Eukaryota; Cryptophyceae; Pyrenomonadales; Geminigeraceae
Exons: 10
Coding region: 1-1026 (341 amino acids)
Biological process (GO): steroid biosynthetic process
Molecular function (GO): 3-oxo-5-alpha-steroid 4-dehydrogenase activity
Source: RefSeq, a predicted model, not a curated record
AUGGGGGCAGUUUUUUACUCAACACGGCGGGGUGCACAACAUGGCAAGGAUGACCCUCACGCCGGAGGAGAUGGCGCGGAGGGCGGCGGAGAGCGCGGGAGGAGGAGGAGGAGGAGGAGGAGGAGGAGGAGGAGACUUCGUGUAUCAACUGCUGGGGCUGCCUGCCACUCAAACAAGGUACGCGCUUCAUCCCCGUGCUGUGGUGAUGGGGUUCGAAGGACCGCAUUGCUCGCCGUCAUUCCCAAGGGGUUGGACACAGAGGAGAAGCAGCUCGCCUACGUCGCAACCGCCAUGAUCUACACAGGCAUCGCUGUCUUCGUCAUCAUCAUGUCAGGGGUGCGGGUGGUCUACGGGAGGUACGCGACAGACUGCAGCUGGUUGUGGGGGUUCAAGAUCAACGCAAGGAUCGCAUGGUUCCUGCAGGAAGUACCGUGCGUGAUCAUUGGCAUGUCGAACAUCUUGACGGCGAAUCACGACGUCAUGCAGUCCACGGCCAACACGAUCCUGCUGGCGUUGUUCAUGGCGCACUACGUGAACCGGGCGCUGCUUUACCCAUGGCGGACGAGGGGAUCGAAGCCGACGCCGCUAUCGGUGAUGCUGAUGGCCUGGCUGUUCUGCGUCGUCAACGGCUACAUGCAAACUCGCAUGCUGACGCACGUGAAGAAGUACGAGGAGAGCUGGUUCAUCGAUCCUCGCUUCGGGAUCGGAGUUACCAUCUUCUUCUGCGGGAUGCUCAUCAACUUCCAGUCCGACGACAUUCUCAGGAGGCUGAGGAAACCAGGGGAAGUCGGAUACAAGAUUCCAAGGGGGGGGAUGUUUCGAUUCGUGUCAGGGGCAAACUUUCUUGGAGAGAUCAUUGAGUGGACGGGCUUCGCUGUUGCUUCCUGGACUCUCCAGUCUGCCGCGUUCGCCGUCUUCACCUUCUGUAACAUCGCGCCGAGAGCAUAUCACCAUCACCUGUGGUACUUGUCGAAGUUCCCGGACUACCCCAAGAGGAGGAAGGCUGUCAUUCCAUUCAUACUCUGA